GUCAAGUAGUAACAGAGACCUAUUGAAAAAUUGCUUUAAAUUUGUGAUUCUUUAAAAGUAGUUCAAAAGAAAAUUUUAAUUUGAUUUUCUUCAAAGAAUCAUGGCUUUACUUCCCGUUCCUCAAGCUUUUACAUGGGCUCAACAAGGACUAACCAACGUUACUGUUGUCGAUAAAGUUCCCGAGGAGAUGCGGUAUCUCGUUGAUGCGCAUUGGUAUCAAUUUGCUCCGAUGAAUCCUUUGUGGCACUCCGUUUUGGGAUUCAGCAUUUUUGUUCUCGGAGUUAUCUCGAUGGUUGGAAAUGCGAUUGUGAUUUAUAUUUUUACGACAACGAAAUCGUUAAGGACUCCGAGUAACUUGUUGGUUGUGAAUUUGGCAUUUUCGGACUUUCUUAUGAUGUUCACGAUGUGCCCGCCGAUGGUUUAUAACUGCAUUAUGGAGACAUGGGCAUUGGGACCUUUGUUCUGUACAAUUUACGGGAUGUGUGGAUCGUUAUUUGGAUGCAUCAGUAUUUGGACAAUGACCUUGAUUGCCUUUGAUCGUUACAACAUCAUCGUCAAUGGUUUGAGCGCGAAACCAAUGACAGUAAAUGGCGCCAAAAUUCGCAUCUUCCUCGUUUGGGCAGCUUGUCUCAUGUGGACUUCUUUCCCCUUGUUCGGAUGGAAUCGUUACGUUCCCGAAGGCAAUAUGACAGCUUGUGGCACGGAUUACUUAACCAAAGAUUUCGUUAGUCGUUCCUACAUUCUCGUUUACUCCGUUUUUGUUUAUUGGAUGCCUCUUUUCCUCAUCAUUUUCUCGUACACGUUCAUCCUGAAGGCAGUUGCUGCUCACGAACGUUCAAUGCGAGAACAAGCAAAAAAGAUGAACGUUGCUUCUUUACGAUCUGCAGAUACUGAUCAACAAAGUACGGAAUGUAAACUCGCAAAAGUCGCCCUUUGCACGAUCUCGUUAUGGUUUAUGGCAUGGACGCCAUAUUUGAUCAUAAAUUUCGCGGGAAUAUUUGAAGCGACAAAUAUUAGUCCAUUGGCGACAAUUUGGGGAUCAGUUUUUGCCAAAGCCAAUGCGGUUUACAAUCCGAUUGUUUAUGGCAUCAGUCAUCCGAAGUAUCGACAAGCGCUUAUUAAGAAAUUUCCGUCGUUGGCUUGUGCUCCAGAUGCGGAUGAUAAUAUCUCCGUUGGAUCGGAAGGAACUGCUGUUACCACAGAAAAAGCUUAAAAUUUGUUUCCCGCCUUUUUUCCUUCCGAAAAAAAUUUUUAAUGAAAAAAAAAUAAACAGAUAGUUAGUUGAUCAUCAUCAAAGUAUUCUUCACAUAAUUAAGUUGAAUUUUAUUUUUGUUGCGAGAUUUUAGCACCAAAUAAACUUAGCAAG
Messenger RNA from Culicoides brevitarsis, 1366 nucleotides. Its product is annotated as rhodopsin-like. Gene Ontology annotation, molecular function: G protein-coupled photoreceptor activity. Gene Ontology annotation, biological process: G protein-coupled receptor signaling pathway; visual perception; cellular response to light stimulus. Lineage: Eukaryota; Metazoa; Arthropoda; Insecta; Diptera; Ceratopogonidae. The transcript has 2 exons. Gene Ontology annotation, cellular component: plasma membrane. The record is from RefSeq and is a predicted model, not a curated record. The coding region runs from base 101 to 1213 and encodes 370 amino acids.